AUGAUACGAUCAAUUGAAUUGACAUUUCCUAUUCGAACGUCAUCUGAUCUUCGUAAUUUAAUUAUGAAAUUACUUCGUGGACAUCCAACUGAUCGAUUACCUUUGAAAGAUGUUGCACAAUAUGUUUGGAUAUUAAAAAAUGCAGAUAUAGCUGCUAUUGAAGAUAACUAUGUUAAACGAAAGAAAAUAUUAAAUAGAGAAAAUUAA
Molecule: messenger RNA, 207 nt
Organism: Rotaria sp. Silwood2
Lineage: Eukaryota; Metazoa; Rotifera; Eurotatoria; Philodinida; Philodinidae
Source: the annotation of a GenBank genome assembly